AUUAAAUUUUUAUUUUUUUAAUUGAUCCAAUAAUAAAAAAAGUUGUCUCUUUCAUGCCUGGUCAAGAAAAUUUAAUAUUAUGUAGCAGUUGAAGAAAUCGCCCUGCUUCGCUUCUUCUCUGCUCCUUCCUCGUAUAAUUAAUGCCCAUAGAAUCAACGACCUUCAACUCCAAACUCACCUUCUUCCCUUCCAUUUGCAACGCUGAAAUGGGCAUCUCAUUCGGCAAGCAUAGAAGCCACCACCACCUUCAUCACCACCCCGAUCGAAACCACCACCCAUCUUUCCCUUCCACUUCAACCACUGCUCCAAAUCACCAACUUCUUUCUCCUACUACAACAAGUGCUGUCGUCGCCAAUACCAAUUCUGAUCAUAUUACCCAGAACAACCCAGUACCCUUCUCUUCUAAUUCUUUAACCAACACCGUACUACCAUCUCCAGUUCCGCCACCCAGUUACGCUUUUGCAGCCCAUGCACCUUACCUUCCUUCACCAUCGCCUCCUCCAACCACAUUUCCCUCCUCUUCCUUCAAUUCGCAAAAUUACUUUAUGCCUCGUCCUGAUUCUUUUAGUACUUUGACUAGUGGAAGGGUCCUGCAUCGUUAUGCUUCUUCUGGUCCACCAGUGGCACUGCCUCCUCGUUCACAGGCGCCGCCGCCACCUUAUGUUGAUCAUAACCACGCGAAGAAGAUCAAGAAUGAUGUGAAUGUGCAUAAGGAUAAUAUAACGCUCGUGGUUGAUGAGAAGAAUUUGGAUUCUCAUUUGGUUUCCUUCACUUUUGAUGCAAUUGUUGAUGGCAGCAUCACUAUAUCUUACUUUGCCAAGGAAGAAGUGAACUGUAGAUUUGUGCCAUUGUACCCCGAAAUCUAUAUGCCAAGGAGAAUUCCCUUCAAGAAAGGACUGGGCCAAAAAUUCUGUCAGCCAUCAGGCACUGGAAUUGACUUGGGCUUCUUUGAGUUGGAUCAGCUAUCAAAGCCCACACUAGAGGAAGAUAUGUUCCCCCUUGUGAUCUGUGCAGAAGCAAGCCUGCCUUCUCUCUUUGCAGCUGCAGAGGCUGAUCAGCCUCUGCCAACCAUGUCUCCUCAUGCGCAGAUUAGUCAAGCUGUCUUGGACAAGAAUAAUGAGGGCCAUUUUCAGGUGAAAAUAGUGAAGCAAGUAUUGUGGAUUGAGGGGGUUCGCUAUGAACUGCGUGAGAUUUAUGGCUUUGGCAAUUCUUUUGUGUCAGACUUUGAUGAUAGGGAAACAGGGAAAGAAUGUGUCAUUUGCAUGACUGAGCCAAAGGAUACAGCUGUUUUGCCUUGUCGACAUAUGUGUUUGUGCAGUGAGUGUGCAAAAGAGUUGAGACUUCAAGCUAAUAACUGCCCAAUAUGCCGCCAACCCAUCCAGGAACUUAUGGAGAUCAAGAUUAAUUGAGAUCAUCCUCCCACAUCAGAGAGGCAAACUUCUUUCCUUACCAAGAACUCCACAGGAGUACUGGAAACAGAUUGUUCAAAAACUUUUGAAGCCCAGAUUCUUAUUUGGUAGGUUGAUUAUACACAGAAGGUUCAUUUUUUGUUUAUAAACAUAAGGUUGAUAUAGUUCUUUCUUGAUAUAUUUAUAAAUCUGAUAUAGAAAAUUUUCCGUUACAGAAAAGAGCAUAGUUUUUCUUUUCCUUUUCUAUAGAGAUUGUAUAAAAUAUUAUAAGAAACAUUGAAACUUUAUUGACAAUUCGCUAUUGCGAAUGUCAUUGUACAAAAAGCCACUUGUAUGGUUCCAUA
This is a messenger RNA of Hevea brasiliensis (rubber tree), 1753 nucleotides long. Its product is annotated as probable E3 ubiquitin-protein ligase LUL4. Bases 141 to 1409 code for a protein of 422 amino acids. Gene Ontology annotation, biological process: protein ubiquitination. Lineage: Eukaryota; Viridiplantae; Streptophyta; Magnoliopsida; Malpighiales; Euphorbiaceae. The record is from RefSeq and is a predicted model, not a curated record. The transcript has 4 exons. Gene Ontology annotation, molecular function: ubiquitin protein ligase activity.